Messenger RNA from Pogona vitticeps (central bearded dragon), 1753 nucleotides. NCBI's taxonomy places the organism in Eukaryota, Metazoa, Chordata, Lepidosauria, Squamata, Agamidae. The record is from RefSeq and is a predicted model, not a curated record.
GAAGCUGGGCAGUACCACCCCGCAGGUGAUGAGCACAAGCUCUCCGUCGCAGCAGGCAGAAAACGAAGCCAAAGCCAGCUCCUUGGUCACCAUUGACGAGUCGGAGCCCACCACGAACAUCCAGAUCCGGCUGGCAGAUGGCGGCCGCCUGGUUCAGAAGUUCAACCACAGCCACAGGAUCCGUGACGUUCGGCUCUUCAUCGCGGACGCCCGGCCGGCCAUGGCGGCCACCAGCUUCGUCCUCAUGACCACCUUCCCGAACAAAGAGCUUUCGGACGAGGACCAGACCUUGAGGGAAGCCAACCUACUCAACGCGGUCAUUGUCCAGCGGUUAAUCUAAGGGAAGCUGCCGGCCAGCUGGCUCCAGCACACCCCACGUCGUCGUAUAGCCCUGCGUGUGGCCGUACCGUGCAGUGGAGGGUCACAGUGCCAGCCGUGGCGCUCAGUUCUAGGCUCUUUGGUUGGACUCUUUAGUUGCAUUUCCCAUGUUUUGUUUUCUCUCUCUCUUUCUCUCUCUCUCUCUUUUUUUGUGCUGAUCUAUGGACUUUUAAAUAAUAAUAAUUAAACCAAACACACGAACUUUGGAACGGAGCAGCAUGGGCUGCCUGAUGUGCCUCCCACCCCCGCCCAUGCCCACCUGGUAACUUAUGGCACAGAUGGGAGGAGGAGAGGAGAGGGUAGAGGGUGCAUGAUCAUCCCACCACCACCUCCCUCCCUUCUUCCCUCCUUGCUCCAGGGGUAGCCACAAAGUUCUUCCAUCUCUUUGGUGUAUUAAAUAAAGUUGAACCCCCUCCAUCGGGGCCUCUCUUCUCUGCUGCCGGCCAUGUCCCCUAGGGUCCUUCUGUGUUCGGUGUCAUGUGGAUGGAGCUGGCCCAGGGAGGGGCUUGCUCUUAGGCCCUUGUUCCUGUCCUUUCCCGCCACCUUAAGUAUGCUCACGGAACCCCGUCCGUCAUCCACGUUUGUGUUCCCCAAUUUCACAGUGUCCUUAGCGUGAUCCUACUUGAAAAAGUCGAGAGGUUUUCUUGACUCUUAAAGAAAAAAAAUUUAAAGCAAAGUAACCCUAAAAUGGCUGCUUCUGCGAACAGUAGAAGCAACAGAGCAGUAGGUUUCCCCGGUGCAAAAGAUGGGGUGGGGGUGGCCAUCUAUGGCAUUUGGGUAGAUGGCAUGAAAAGGAUCUGGGGGGGGGCUUGCCCAUCUUUGGAGAGGGCAGGGGUUGGCCUAGAGAGUGUGACUCAGCUUUCUGUCUUGCUCCUGAAAGAUAACUGGGAUUUUUCCACUUCUGUGAGUUUCCCAUCGAGCUGUUCCAUCACUGUGUUUUGUGGGAAAUGCAUCCCUUGGCUGCCUUCUGCUGUUUCUCCUCUCUCCUUUGUUUUCUCUCUGAUCGACGGGAAACACACCUUUGCUAGCCGUGCGGAAAGCCCUAGGAAAGCACCCAUCGGAGUCCUUCUGGUUGCUUAGAGAGGGGUGCACCUCAGUCUUUGAGCAGAUGCAGGUUAAACUGCUUGCACCAGGUGGAGGUUGAAUACUCCCUGACGGGGAGGGAGAGCAGAAGCAUCUUCCACGGGGGGGGGGGCGUUGAUGCGUCAAGAGCCUGCAAAGCUAGAUCUGAGCCAUGCUGUUUCGUAAGCCGUUGAACAUCCCACCUGACAGUUCAGAAUGGGAAUGUUCUUCCCUCGUGGUUAAAUGGGUUCACAGUGAACUCUGUACGUUAUUGUGACAACUGUGUGAGCAUUAAAAACCCACGUUGAACCUA